This is a messenger RNA of Erythranthe guttata (spotted monkey flower), 464 nucleotides long. RefSeq names its product EPIDERMAL PATTERNING FACTOR-like protein 2. Gene Ontology annotation, biological process: stomatal complex development; guard cell differentiation. The record is from RefSeq and is a predicted model, not a curated record. Lineage: Eukaryota; Viridiplantae; Streptophyta; Magnoliopsida; Lamiales; Phrymaceae.
GAAAAAUGGGGUUCUCUAAAAAUGGCCGAAAUUACCAUUUUGCCAUUUCUGCUCUCCUUUUCUUGAUUUUUUCUACUUCUUCACAGUUCACAUUAUUCACUACUGCUCAAGGUAGAAGAAUAUCACAAAUUACAGUGGACAAUCAUAAUUCCAAGGCAGUGAACGGAGAGCAAGACGACAAGUACUUAGCGGCGGCGGCGAUGAUACUGAGAGCGCAAAUAGGUUCAAGGCCGCCGCGGUGCGAGCGGCGGUGCAGCAACUGCGGCCGCUGCGAAGCCAUACAAGUUCCGACGAACCCACAAAGAAAAAGGACAACGUCGUCGAGGAAUAUUCCGGCGGUAGUUGAUAGUAUGGCCUACGCCAGACGCGGUGGUGAUAAUUCCAACUACAAGCCCAUGAGCUGGAAAUGUAAAUGUGGAAAUCUCAUUUUUAACCCUUGAAUAUUAUUUUUUAUUAUUACUAUU